GGAUUGAGUGGCUCGCUUAAAGGUAGGAAUGUUGAAAGACUGCAAAUAGAGUCGAAUAUAGCACCGCCUUUUUCUUUGUUCUUGCUGGCUGGCACGCCAUGCCUUACUUUGUUGGAAUUCAUCGCAGCCACAAGUGCCAGCUCCUCGGUAUGCUUUUGACUCCGCCUCGACACCUUGUCGCAAUAUCUUGCAGAAAACUCUCUGAACCUCAUCGGUUUCUGAAAACAUUCAUGUAACACAACCUCAUGCUUCUAUAUCGUCAGUAAUCUACUGAAGCAGUCAUCUUUUCUAAACGUACCUCACUUCGAUCUAUAUUCAUCAUGCAUUUCCCCACAGAAUUUCUCUUUCUAAUUGCGCCUUUGUUCGUUGAAGCUCAAGGCACCCCAUCAUCGACUUCAACAGCCCCUGUUGCUACCCAGUCAAUACAAGUGGGAGCAGAAGGAUUAAGCUUCACCCCUCCCACAGUGACAGCGAACGUCGGCGAUAUCGUUGAAUUCCGAUUUUACCCUCAAAACCACUCUGUUGCCCGAGCAGACUUCGAGACGCCGUGUAUACCAUAUGAGGAUACUGGACCCGGUCGAGUGGGAUUCUGGUCUGGGUUCCAGCCUAUUGCAGUUGUACUGUCGAACCCACCAACUUUCCAGGUGGUUAUCAAUGAUACGGAACCAAUUUUGUUUUAUUGUUCAGCGCCUGGGGCUUGCAUUAAUGAUGGCAUGGUCGGAGUCAUCAAUCCCAACAGCACAGAGACUUUUGCAAUCCAACAAGCUUAUGCAAAAAACUCAACCCUAAUGUUUAGUCCUGGUCAAUACUUCCCUGCCGAAACAUUAUCAACAACAGCUACAACAGCCACUGCUACUUCUUCAUCCACAGCAUCAUCUACCGCUAAGCCAACUUCGACUUCGCUCCCCGUUGCUUCAUCGAGUCCUUCGCUCUCUGGCGGUGCUAUUGCCGGCAUAGCCAUUGGAGCAUUCUCAGUGCUAGUAAUAGGAGCCGCCCUCAUAUACCUCUGCGGCCGUCAACGAACAAUGGGCGAAAUAAUCCGAAACAGUCACUACCCACCACCCCCACCGCCAACCUAUCAAGGCCACAUGUCCAUGACUUCCACAAUAUACCAACCCAAAGGACCAAAUAUGGAAGUCGACGCCCUCGGUUUCCGCACCUUUUCAGGCUCUCAGAAUCCGUAUGACCGCUCACCUGUAGAUGAAGAGAGCUAUCAACCGAGAAGUCCGCAUGAGGAUACGGGUCUCGGCGGUGCUGCGAGUCCUGAUCUCGAUAGUCCUUUGAUUGGUAGACCGAUACCAUUGAGUCCUGGACGAGAUGCUAUGAGUCCGAUGACGCCGAUUGGGGAUCGAUAUCAGUCGAUAGUGUCGGAUAUCCCGCCGCCGCUAAGAUUAACCGUGCCGGAACCUGAAGGCCCUCAUGAGCUUUCUGUGGAGUCGGAUAGGCAUUAUUUGCCGUAUAAGAGUCCUGAGUUUACGGAUCAGCGUCCGAUAUGAAGGACUGGUUCAAAAGUUGGGUCUUUAGCGUUAGGGAGCGAUAUGCCUAUAUGAUAUAAAGCGGAAUGGUGUUGAAGGCGUUGAAGGUUUUCGAUACCACAAUGAGAUUCUGAUGUUUGAGCAUAUUUCUGCGCGUGUAGCUUAGUAUAAAUUAAUUUGAGGCUCAUUGCUAGGAC
Mollisia scopiformis is the source of this 1672-nucleotide messenger RNA. RefSeq lists its product as uncharacterized. Bases 321 to 1496 code for a protein of 391 amino acids. The transcript is spliced from 6 exons. The record is from RefSeq and is a predicted model, not a curated record. NCBI's taxonomy places the organism in Eukaryota, Fungi, Ascomycota, Leotiomycetes, Helotiales, Mollisiaceae.